Molecule: messenger RNA, 714 nt
Organism: Brassica napus (rape)
Lineage: Eukaryota; Viridiplantae; Streptophyta; Magnoliopsida; Brassicales; Brassicaceae
Exons: 1
Coding region: 1-714 (237 amino acids)
Source: RefSeq, a predicted model, not a curated record
AUGCACCUGAGAGGAAACAGGCUUUUGGAAACCAUCGAUAGUUCGAAAACGGUGUCGGAUGAGAAAAAGGCUAAAGCCAUGAUAUUUUUACGACACCACAUCCAUGAUGGUUUAAAGGAUGAAUAUAUUACGAAAGAGGAUCCUUGUGACCUCUGGAAAUCUUUAAAAGAGAGGUUCGAUCACCAGAAAUAUGUGAUCUUACCGAAAGCUAAACACGAGUGGAUCCAUCUCCGGUUCCAGGAUUACAAAAGUGUGAGUGAGUUUAAUUCCGCGAUGUUCGGAAUUACUUCGAGGAUGAUGUUAUGUGGAGAGAAAAUAAGUGAUUAUGAUAUGAUCGAGAAAAAUCUCUCCACAUUCCAUCCUGAAAAUGUAAUCCUGCAGCAACAAUACCGGGUGAAUGGAUAUACCCGUUACUCGGAGUUGAUGCAAGUCCUCCUUGUAGAGGAGCAGAAUAAUCAACUCGUGACUUUAAACCAUCAAGCUCGUCCCACUGGAUCUGCUCCAUUCCCUGAAGCGAAUGUUGCAUCAUCCAGUUAUGAUAAUAAGGUCGUGGACGUGGUGGAAACCGUUAUCAUGGUCGUGGAAGAGGACGGGGAAGAAGAUUCCGUCCCUUUGAUGAAAGAAAUAAUAAAGACUUCCACGAAAAUGAAAGGAAUGAAAAGGGCCAGGAUGAUAAAAGGCAAACGGGAAAGGUUUGCUACAGAUACGGCAUGA